Messenger RNA from Brassicogethes aeneus, 3153 nucleotides. The record is from the annotation of a GenBank genome assembly. Lineage: Eukaryota; Metazoa; Arthropoda; Insecta; Coleoptera; Nitidulidae.
CGAAAAUAUCAACAUGUAAUGAAGGCGCGACGUUAAAAAAUAACUGAAAAAUAUCAAGUGCAUUCCUGUAAAACCGGGUUGAAAAAUGAAAGUUCAGGAGAUACCGGAAACGGGCAACAACAAUGCCAUGGAGCAGGAAAUGGCAGGUGCUCAGGACACGAUCUAUCUGUGUAACUUUCGGGUGUCUGUAGACGGCGAAUGGUUGUGCCUCAAGGAACUGCAGGACGUCGAAUUUAAUAUGCAGGAGUCAAUAAACAAGUUGGCUUCACCGUCUCCUGAUGUUCCUGUUCAACCUUUUGGUAGGGAUCCUGUAGUGAUUGAACGAAGUAACUUGCUAAAUAUUAGCAAACUCGUCGUAAAAGAGCUAAUCGAGCAAUCCUUAAAAUAUGGACGCAUGUUGGACUCGGAUCAUAUGCCACUGCAGCAUUUUUUUAUUGUGCUGGAACACGUGCUUAGGCAUGGAUUACGGCCUAAAAAGGGCCUAUUGGGACCUAAAAAAGAAUUAUGGGAUAUACUUCAAAUGGUGGAAAAAUAUUCUCCUGAAGCCCAAGAUAUUACAGCCAGUGUUAGGGAUUUGCCCACAGUUAGGACACACAUGGGCCGUGCACGUGCUUGGCUGAGAAUAGCACUAAUGCAAAAGAAGCUCGCGGAUUACUUAAAAGUCCUGAUCGACAACAAAGACGAAGCUCUCGCAGAGUAUUUCGAGCCCGAUGCCUUGAUGUUGAGUGAUGAAGCAAUUGUGAUAAUAGGUCUUUUAGUUGGGUUGAACGUCAUUGACUGCAACCUGUGCGUCAAGGAGGAAGAUUUGGACUGUCCGCAGGGCGUCAUAGAUUUUUCGUUAUAUCUGCGGUCGUCGCAUCAGCAUAUUACAAACGAUAUGUCCAAUGAUACGGGCGAUAAUAUGGUCACCGUGCUAGAUCAGAAGAAUUAUAUUGAAGAGCUCAAUAGGCAUUUGAACGCGACAGUGACAAACUUACAGACCAAAGUAGAAACAUUAACAACAACAAACGCAUUGAUGAAGGAGGAUCUGGCAAUCUCCAAGAACAACUUGGCAGCUUUAUAUGAAGAAAACAGACAGCUAAAGCAGGAUUUGGGCAGGGAUUCCGGUGAAUACGCCAUGAGCACCAGUGGCGUGCAAAUUAUUAAUUUAACGGAACAGGAAAAACAUAAAAAUAACAAAAUAUCCAACGGCGAAAUGGAUGAGAUAAGGCAACGAUUGGACGAAGAAAGAAAACUAAGACAAGAAGCUGAUAAGGAUCUUGAGAUACAGAUGUGCCUAAAAGCUGAAACUGAAGUUGCCAUGAAAUUGUUGGAGAAAGAUAUUCAUGAUAAACAGGAUACUAUUGUUUCUUUAAGGCGGCAACUCGAUGACAUUAAGUUAAUCAAUUUGGAAAUGUAUAAGAAAUUGCAAGAAUGUGAGGCAUCGUUAAAACAAAAGACAGAACUAGUAUCCAAGCUAGAGGCUAAGGCACACUCUAUGACAGAUACUAUACAAGUUCUUGAAACUAAGUAUAGAGAAAGUGAAUCGAGCCGUGUGACAACUGAACAGUUAAAACGAGCUGUGGACAAACAGGCAGCUCAAGUGGAAGAGCAAGCAAAUUCCGUGGAAGGCGACUUAAAGGUGGAAAGAGAAUGGCGAAUAUCUUUGCAAGACACUAUGCAACAAGAUCGUGAGAAAAUAUCAAAAUUAUUAUCUGAAAACAACCAGUUAAAAAUCAUUGCACAGAAAUAUGCUUCUCUACAAGAAGAGUAUUAUUCCCUAAAAGAUCAGAGUAUAGAACAAGAACAUACUUUGGAAGAAUUAGGGGCUCAAUUGAGCACAACAAAAUUGCAAAUUGCAGAAUUACGAGAAGAAUCUAUCAGUAAAAUUAAAGCUGAAGCUGCUUGGGCUAAAGAUGAUACGGUUUCACAUUGUAAAGCUUGCAGUAAAGAGUUUAAUUUAACUAGGCGGAAGCACCAUUGUCGAAACUGUGGCGAAAUAUUUUGUAACUCUUGUUCUGAUAAUUCAAUGUCACUUCCUUCUUCAGCAAAACCAGUCAGAGUUUGUGACGACUGUAACACUUCAUUAAUGGGACGAUAUUCUGUGAUGUAAAUUAUUUUAAAUUUAUUGUUUUAAAAUGUACAUUUAUUGUUAUACAAUGUAAAUUUUAUAUGUAUUGAUACAAAUUUUGUAUAUAUGUAUUUUAAUAAACUUUAAAUCUAUUAUACAUGUAAAUAUGAUUUUUAUUUCAAUACAUACUCAUGGACGGAUUUAAUUACAAUUAUGUAUAAAAAAUAUUUAUCAAUAUUUACAACUUAAAUUCAAUAGCAACAAUUUAGAAAAAAAUGAGUAUAUCUUAAUAUUAUUAUAACUUAAUAUAACUAAUACAUAUUAUACACAAGGCCACAAAAGUUAUUCAUCACCCCUCGUUUUCAUGUACAGUAGAAAUAAAAUAAGUUGCGCCUGCAUCAUCAACGUUUGACAGUUAAAUGUUCACCAUUGCCAGAUUUAAAAAAAAAUUUGUAUUGUAUUAUAAGAUUAAUAAUAUAAAUUGAUUUCUACUGUAGCAGUAUUGGUUCCUGCAACCAAUUUUUUUUCUUCAUAUAACUGACUGAUUAAAGCAUUAAAUUUUCUAUAAAAAAUUCUAUUCAUGUAAGUUUUUAUUGCUAAUAUUUGUUUAGUACAAGACUAAACUAAACAGAGAUUUUAGGUGAUGCAUAUCUUUUGAAACUAUGUAUAUUAAAGAGUAUGGGAUGGAACAUUGUAACAAAUUGUAGUAUAUCAAAUUAAUAAUACGUUAUUACAUCAAUAACAGCCAUACAAAUUUGAGAUUCAUAAUUAAAUUAGUUGAAGUGUAAAAACUUUUUAUUAAAAAAUCAUGGUAAAAAUUGUCAACAAUAAAUCUAAGGGACGGAACAAUGUAAAAAUUUGUACUUAAUGCUAAAUUAAUAAUAAAUGUAGAUACCAAUAAAUAUAUUGAUAUUCACAAUAAUAAAAUACUUCAUAUAAACAUUAAAAUGGAAUUAAAAACUUUUUAAUAAAAAGCCAUGGUAAAAAUUGUCAACACUAAACCUAUACCUGUUAAAAUGAAUGAUGGACUUUGUGUUGUACUGUCAUUACAUCUAUGAUCGAGGAAGCAGAAACACCAAGUUGUUUUAUCAUAGUAGGUUCUA